AUGGAUCUUGCUAACACCGUCACUGGUUGUCCCUCUGCUGGGAAUGGCAUAUGGCCUGCACAACCCUGUCCUCAGCAGCAGCAGCCAUGCUGGCCGUGCCCCCCCAACCCCCCCACCACCUGGCCUGCCCCCACCCAGCCUUCUCAGCCCACCUGGCCCUCCCCCACCCAGCCUUCUCAGCCCACCUGGCCUGCACCCAGCCAGCCUUCUCAGCCCACCUGGCCUGCCCAGCCGGCCCAGCCAACCCAACCAGCCCAGCCUACGUGGCCGACACCACCGCCAACCCAGCCCAGUCAACCGGCUCAGCCGGCCUGGCCCACUCCCACUCCCACUCCCACCCCCACUCCCCCAACAGGCCAGCAGACCCAGCCGGCCCAACCCAGCUGGCCUGUUCCGGUUCCGACCCAGCCACAGGCCCAGCCAGCCCAGCCCAGCUGCACCCCCACCAACCCCUGCCCUCCAGGGUACCACCCCCAGGGGACGCCCACCUCCGGGUGGCCCUUCAACCCAGGACAGCCUGGCUGGCCCGGGCAGCCGGCACCGGUACCAGUGUGGCCUGGACCCACACCCAUUGGUCCUGUGGGAGUCCCAUACAAUCUGAACUUCCCCAGAGGAGUCUAUGACAAGCUGAUGCUCACCAUCACCGGCCAGGUGAAGCCCCUGGCCAAGAUGUUCACGGUGAACUUUCUGCGUGGGAACGAUAUCGCCCUGCACAUCAACCCCCGCUUCAACGAGGGGGGCAAGCAGAUCCUGGUGAGGAACCACCGGCAGGGGGAGCGCUGGGGCAAGGAGGAGCGCACCAUCCAGGGGCCCUUCCCUUUCGCCCCUGGCCAGCCCUUUGAGAUGAAGAUCCUGGUGACGUAUAACGAGUUCAAAGUGGCAGUGAAUGGAGCGCAGGUGUUUGAGUUCAAGCAUUGCAUCCGAGAACUCAACCAGAUCGACCGCCUGAACAUCCUACAGGACAUCAACCUCACCUCCAUCAACCUGCAGAACAUGCCCUGAGCUCUGACCCCUAACCCCUGCCCCCUGACCCCGCCUGCUGCUGUAACUCUCCUUGGCUUUGUGUGUGUGUCUCUGGCUCAAGAUGACAGUUAGCGCUGGAACAGAUGCUAGUCCAGACCAUAUUAGGAAAGCUUGUGUUCCAGAAGAAUCUGACAUCAGGGUUCAGAUGGAUGGUUUCACUUCACAAUUUGCACGCCUUGCACUGACAAGAAAAAUCAUAUAGUUGUGCAUUUCAGCAUCGCACCAAAGAGUAGCAAAACAGCAUCAUUUGAACUGAAGUGUUAUUCCCACACAUACAGCAUGUCACCCCCUCCCAUCAGGGCUUUCUCAUAUCCACCUAUAUAUCCAUUAUUUGUGUGUAUUGAAUUAGUUUUACUUUUGUGUAUUUAGCAAUAUCAGUGAGUGCCUUGCUGGUGUUUACAUUACAGUAAUAAGCUUGUUGUUUGAGAUAAACUAUAAUUUGAAUCACCAUAUUCUUAUUUCUAUGCUGUUAAACGGUGUUUAAGUUUCAAUGUUUGUUUCCUGUAAUUCCACUGCAGUAUUUUACUUGUGAUAUCAAUACAUGUUUGAGUCAUUUAUGUGAUAAGUUUGGGGAAGGGCAUGAUAGAUACAGCAAGCAUAUAAAAAGUUGUUUAUCAGUGUCAACGCAAACUAUAACCAUUGAAAUAAAUUAAAUCAAAGUCAGAGGCUUCACUUCGAGUGGUGAGACUUUAUUUCAUUUACAAUUCCUACAAUUCCUUCCUAAUCAUCCAGAUUACAAACUGCACCGAAUAUAAAUUGCACUAAAACAAGUUCAUUCAAAAGAAGACAUUGUCAUAU
Clupea harengus (Atlantic herring) is the source of this 1821-nucleotide messenger RNA. RefSeq lists its product as uncharacterized. Gene Ontology annotation, cellular component: cytoplasm; immunological synapse; nucleus. The record is from RefSeq and is a predicted model, not a curated record. Gene Ontology annotation, molecular function: IgE binding; laminin binding; disaccharide binding. NCBI's taxonomy places the organism in Eukaryota, Metazoa, Chordata, Actinopteri, Clupeiformes, Clupeidae. Gene Ontology annotation, biological process: positive chemotaxis; eosinophil chemotaxis; negative regulation of endocytosis.